AUGGACUCGAGAGGCCGACGGCCUAGGCUUUACCUAUUGGCCUUCGUCGCACUCUCUGGACAUGUGGCCUUCCUGCACCCGCUGCAACAGCCCUCGCACAUUAGAGGGCGAUAUCCGGUGGCGAUGAAAGCGAGCUGGCUUGAGAUGCUGGAAGAGGCCGUAGGUGCCCCAACUCCACAGCCGGCAACUCCAGCUAUACCCAGCAGUGUGCAGCCACUUGAUGCCGGGCUGAUGACUCGGGAACUGACAGCUUUUCAGUUGGAAGAGAAAGGCCUGGCCAUGUCCGGGGAAGACUUCGAAGUCAAGACCCCCGAAGGUGAGCUGGUUUUGCGCAUUGGCGGCGGCAACCGCAUACCCCUUCCAGGGAUGCCCGUUUGGGACAAGCUGACAGUCUCAACUGCUGCUGGCGGCGAGGUUGCCACACUGGAGCGGCAGGCAUUCGCCAUGACUGCAAGCUACGACCUUCUACGACCGAACGGCAAAAAAUUUGGCAAGGUCAGCAAAGCCAUGUUCGCAUUGACAUCAACCUUCGAAUUCUACCAGGAGGAUGACACCGAGGGGGGUGCAUUGCUCCGAGCGGAGGGUUCUUUUAGCGACAAGAGCUACGUCAUGAAAUCUCGCCAGGGGCAGGUGGUUGCUACCGUGACGAGACUUAAGGGUUUCAGUGGUGGCAACGUUGACAACUACCAGGUCAUCGUUGGAGCAAACGUUGAUGCAAGCCUUGUGUUGUCGAUGGCAGUCAUCAUCGAUGAGAUACACGAUGAAGAAAAUCCUGCAGAGGCGGGUGGUGAAGGUCUUCCUGACAUGCUGGAGGAUGCUCGAGGAUUGCCUUUGCCUAAGGCGGCGAACCCGAUGAUACCGUCUGGUCGAGCGCCGUUGGACGUUGAUCUUAUGCAUGCAACCACGACAGCCUACGAGCUUGAAGAGAAAGCUUUGUCCAUGUCUGGAGAGGACUUUGAAGUGAAAAGCCCAUUGGGGCAAGUGCUUCUUCGGAUCUCUGGAGGAAAUCGUUUGCCCCUGGCUGGCAUGCCAGUAUGGGACAAGCUGACGAUGUCUACAGGAUCAGGUUCUGUCGUAGCUUCAUUAGAUCGGGAGAUGGUUGCCAUGACGCCGACUUACGAUGUGAUUCGGCCCGACGGCUCGAAGUUUGGAAGAAUUUCGAAGGCCAUGUUCGGCCUCACAGAGACCUUCGAGUUCUACCUGGAGGGGGAUUCCAGUGGUGGACCAGUCUUGAAGGCAGAGGGGAGUUUCAGUGAACGCGCGUUCCAAUUCAAAAGCCGGGAAGGCACCGUUGUCGCUACGGUUGGCCGUGGCUACUACCAGACAGACAAUGAGAACCGAUAUCAUGUGGUGGUUGGCCCGCAAGUAGACGCUACGCUGGUCGUGGCUAUGGCUUUUGCAAUUGAUGAGGUGCACGACGAGGAAAGUCAGGCUGAGGCUGAGCCUGAGAGUGAAGAAGGGGGCUGGCCCUUCCGAUAA
This is a messenger RNA of Symbiodinium sp. CCMP2456, 1479 nucleotides long. The record is from the annotation of a GenBank genome assembly. Lineage: Eukaryota; Dinophyceae; Suessiales; Symbiodiniaceae.